GAUCGCUCAUAAGUCGAUUUGCAGCUUCCUAAGUUCCACUAUGACACAUAACGUAACUAUAAACUCUAUAUUGCACAACAAGUAAAUCAACAAGCAUUUAGAACAUACUAAUCACGAGGAAUUACGGCUCAUACUAAUCACCAUGUCACAAAAAUAUUUUUCGAUUACCUUAUGCUAGUUUUAGCCGUAUUAAGACAUACCUUACUUCCUAGUGAGCUCCAGAUAGAAGAUAGAAACUUGAUUGGUGUAAAAUUCUUGAUAUGUCUCUAGCAACUUGGCAUACACGAUUCCCAUCAAGUCAUUUUCAAUGAAUGGACCAUGGACGUCUUCAUUACCAUGAAUCAUCCGCUUUCUUUAUCAGUCCCUUCUUCUACUUCAUAGACAUCUUUCGGUUCAGUUUGGGUAAAAGCUAAAGAGUCAUAGUCUUGUUCCACUCUUCUUUCUUUUUCUAGCCCCAUUUCUACUCUGCCUGACUUUUCUUACUAAACUUUGUUACACCGGCACUUACGUUUUUAGUCGUCAUACAAAAAAACAAAAAAAGAAUAAUGUUAAUAAGAACUGAUAUUUUAAUAGCAACCAUUCAAAAUAAAAUAUUUUAAAUAAUAUAAUAUCCGGACUGUCUACCAGUCCAUUCGAAGACUAAGUCAUCCUUACUACACACCUAAUUACAAGGAAAUUUCCCAUUGGAAGUAGUUUUUCAGAUAGAGAAUACAUAUAAAGAAACCAAGACUUAGACAAAAACCAUGUUCCUAUUCAUCUUCAUCUUCUUCUUCUUCUUCUUCUUCUUCUUCUUCAGCCUCUUACUCAUCUUCAAGAAAAAAAAAGCAGAGGAGAGUACCAUGAUAAAUGUUUAUCAGUCUCUGACAAAAUCUUGGUCCUAUGCAACCAUAUGGAUGAUCUUUGUCAUCCCCUCUUUUUCGUUUUCAGUUGAUGAUCAUCAUAAAAAAUGCGCUCAGUGGUUUGAUUGCGCCAAUCUGGUAGAACUCAAUUAUCCCUUUUGGAAACCUGAUAGAAAAGAGUGCGGCCACCCGGAUUUUAAGGUUAACUGCAGUGGAGAUUUUGCAGAGAUAAGUAUAUCCACAGUUAAGUUUCAAAUCCUUUCUGCCAAGUUUAACAUCCUUAGACUUGCCAUAAAGGAUUAUCACAACAAUCUUUGUCCCCAAUACCCUGAGAAUGUAACAAUCAACCAAGAUGUCCUUCACUUUUCUGCCGACGCCAUGAUGUCAAUACUUUACUACAACUGCUCUGAUCAAAGUGUAGAUGUUCCUCUCGGUUUUCACAUUACAAAGCUAGACUGUGAAGAUACUAGUGGUGGCCAAAGUUACUUUGUCUCGUCCGCUUUACGUUCCUGGGAUAGCGCUAUCUUAGAAAAGUCAAGCGCAUCGUGUGAAAGAAAUGUCACUAUUCCUGUCUCUCGAUCUGCCUUGAGGAUUCAAGAUGGAAAUCCGACUCUGGAGGCUAUAAAGAUGGCUCUUAACGAGGGUUUCGAGGUUACAUUUAAAAGUGAAUGUGGGGAAUGCGCAAAAUCGCAGGGUUCUUGUGGUUCUAAUGAUAGCUCGAGAGCAUUCGUUUGCUAUUGUGAGAACGGGCCUCACGAGCAUACUUGCGAUAAUGAGAUACCAAAGACGAGUCCCUACAAAACUGCAGAAGUCACCAAAUCAAAUAAAACAGGACUCACCACAAAACAGAAACUAGGAAUCGGAUUCGCUGGCGGAUUCUUGGGUGCCACUCUUUUAGCAGGAGCUGUACUCUGUGUCAUGUCGAGAAGAAAGAAACUGGCAGCUCAAAACAUAAGCAAAGGCCUUUCAACAACAUCUCCUUAUUCAAGCAGUAAUACAAUGUCCAAAACUACAACUUCCACAACAAUCUCCGGAAGCAACCAUUCUCUCAUGCCAUCAAUCUCCAACCUUGCAAACGGAAGCGUAUACUUCGGAGUUCAAGUGUUCAGCUACGAAGAACUCGAGGAAGCCACUGCGAAUUUCUCUAGAGAGCUUGGAGAUGGAGGAUUCGGUACUGUCUACUAUGGCAUACUAAAGGAUGGACGAGCAGUAGCUGUAAAACGACUGUUCGAGAGAUCACUAAGACGAGUAGAGCAAUUCAAGAACGAGAUCGAUAUCUUGAGGCACUUGAAACACCCAAACCUAGUGAUUCUAUACGGAUGCACGACAAGACAUAGCAGAGAGCUACUCUUAGUGUACGAAUACAUCUCUAAUGGCACACUCGCUGAUCAUUUACAUGGAGACCAAGCACAGUCUCGUCCUAUUUGCUGGCCUGCAAGACUCAACAUCGCCAUUCAAACCGCUAGUGCAUUGUCUUUUCUCCAUGCCUCAGGAAUCAUACACAGAGAUGUGAAGACUACAAACAUUCUUCUAGAUAGCAACUACCAAGUGAAAGUAGCUGACUUUGGUCUCUCACGCUUGUUCUCGACCGAUCAAACUCACAUCUCCACCGCGCCGCAAGGAACUCCCGGAUACGUUGAUCCCGAGUACUACCAAUGUUACCGUCUCAACGAGAAGAGCGACGUCUACAGCUUCGGAGUCGUCCUCUCGGAGCUGAUCUCGUCCAAAGAAGCAGUCGACAUCACUCGGCACCGCCACGACAUCAACCUCGCGAACAUGGCCGUCACCAAGAUCCAAAACGACGCCGUCCACGAGCUCGCCGACCUGACCCUCGGGUUCGCGAGGGAUCCGGCGGUGAAGAGGAUGAUGAUGUCGGUUGCUGAGCUGGCGUUCCGGUGUUUGCAGCAGGAGAGGGAAGUGAGGCCGUCGAUGGAUGAGAUCGUCGAGGUUUUGAGAGGGAUUCAGAAGGAAGGGAUGCGAGAUUUUCCGGAGGUGGUGGAGAUUGAUGUGAGCGGAGGAGACGAAGUUGUGUUGCUAAGACACGGUGUUCCUCCGCCGUUAUCGCCGGUGACUGAGAAAGAGACGAGUAGUUCGAAUACGACAGCGAGUUCGUUUUGAGUGUGUGUAGUAGGAGAGACUCUUGACGUCAACGAGGGUUUGGUGUAAGUAUAUAUACAUAAACCGCUGUGAAUUUCACCUUUUCACUUUUAUUUUACCUGACGUCAGACUUUUUGACUCUUUUGUUUUUCUACUCUUGUGGUAUUUUCACGAAAAGACUAAUACUAGCUAUUGGUACGAUAUAUUCACUGUUUCAAAAUGUAAAAUCUUUUAGAUCAAAAUAUAAAUAAUUUUCGACAUCAA
This is a messenger RNA of Raphanus sativus (radish), 3200 nucleotides long. Its product is annotated as LEAF RUST 10 DISEASE-RESISTANCE LOCUS RECEPTOR-LIKE PROTEIN KINASE-like 1.3. The transcript is spliced from 7 exons. Gene Ontology annotation, biological process: protein phosphorylation. The record is from RefSeq and is a predicted model, not a curated record. NCBI's taxonomy places the organism in Eukaryota, Viridiplantae, Streptophyta, Magnoliopsida, Brassicales, Brassicaceae. Gene Ontology annotation, molecular function: polysaccharide binding; ATP binding; protein kinase activity. Bases 744 to 2957 code for a protein of 737 amino acids.